AUGGAGGCCCCUCUUUGCCCUGCGGAGGGUGCUAUGGGCAAGUACAACCCUGUAGAGGCCGUCUCGCCCGUCAGCAAGGCCUCAAAUGCCUCCAGCGCGGGAGACGUUCGCCUAUGGGGGCUGCCCGACGCUGGCAGCGCCGAUCAGGACAUGGGCGACCCCGACUUCUACUGCAACGAAAACGUGCCGGAGCAGCGGAGGCCAGUGCAGCAGGCCGACUCGCGUCCCGCGGGUGGAGAGAUAGCGGCCAGCCCGGCGCCAGAGGGACCCUCCAUCUCAUAUGGAUGGCGAUUUGCGGCCGCGGCGGAGCUUUUGGAGAUGAUCGGGCGGGAGAUGGCCAGGGAGCGCGAUGUGCGACCGGCGGCCGGGUAUCUGGGACGCGCAGAGGCGCGCCAGGGCGGCGAGUUUGUCACGCCGCAGAUGCGCUCAAUCGUGACAAGCUGGCUCUCCGAGGUCGCUGGAGAAUUCGGCAUGCAGCAGGAGACGCUCUUCCUGGCGGUGGCGCUUCUGGACCGCUUCCAGGCCUGCUCACCUGCGGGCGUCCCGCGCAACGUGCUGCAGCUGGUGGCGGUCGCAUGCAUCAUGGUGGCUUCGAAGCAGGAUGAGGUGUCGCACCCGACGGUGGACGAGUUUACAGAGAUCGCGGCGGAAGCGUUCCAGCGGGACGACCUGCUUCGGAUGGAGCGACUCCUCCUCGAUCAGAUCGACUGGCGCGUGCAGCUGCCCACCACCUACUCCUUCCUGCACCUCUUCACGCAGGCGCGCGCCCCUCUCGCCGCGCCCAUGCCCGCUGCGCCGCGUCGCGCCCCGGCGCCGUGGCGGCGCCCGGCUGCUCACUACCCCUGGGCUGCCCGGCCGCGCCCCUCCACUUGCUGCUCGGCUCUCCCAUUGUCGGGUGGUCCUGUGUACCGACCUCUCCUCUGGACCCCCUCCUCGCGCGCGCAGGCCCUUGCCGGCCGCCUGCCGCCGCGCGCCAUCGCGCUGUCCGCCUACCUAUCUGAGCUGGCCCUGCUUGACUACGCAAUGCUCGAGCACCCCCCCAGCCUCGUCGCCGCCGCCGCACUCGCGGUCGGCGCGGCGUGGCACGGCGGCGCGGGCGGCGCGGGGGCGGGCGCGCUGCAGGAGGUCACAGGCUACGCGCCCGGCGACCUGGGCGCCUGCGCCGCGCAGCUGCUGCACCUGCACCAAUGCGCGUCGAGCGCGGAGCUCGUCGCGGCGUACCAGCCACUGGCCUUUGUGCGCGAGAAGUACGGGCAGGAGCACUGGCUUGGCAUCAGCCACCAAGAGCCGCCAGAGGCCGCGGCCCGCGCGGCGGCCGGGCUCGGGCUGCCGCCCGCCGUGCAGGAGCAGCUCCAGCAACAGGUCGCCGCGCUGUCGCAGCAGCAGCGCCAGCAGGGCUCCCCCGGCUUAUGA
This is a messenger RNA of Monoraphidium neglectum, 1413 nucleotides long. Its product is annotated as Cyclin-A3-2. Bases 1 to 1413 code for a protein of 470 amino acids. The record is from RefSeq and is a predicted model, not a curated record. Gene Ontology annotation, cellular component: cyclin-dependent protein kinase holoenzyme complex; cytoplasm; nucleus. NCBI's taxonomy places the organism in Eukaryota, Viridiplantae, Chlorophyta, Chlorophyceae, Sphaeropleales, Selenastraceae. Gene Ontology annotation, biological process: mitotic cell cycle phase transition; regulation of cyclin-dependent protein serine/threonine kinase activity. The transcript is spliced from 8 exons. Gene Ontology annotation, molecular function: cyclin-dependent protein serine/threonine kinase regulator activity.